GCCCGGUGUGUGCGGGGCCCGGCUGCCGCCGGCUUCUCCCCUCCCCGGCGGGGCCAUGGCCGCGAGCGCCAAGCGGAAGCAGGAGGAGAAGCACCUGAAGCUGCUGCGGGAGAUGAGCAGCCUCCCGCCCAACCGCAAGUGCUUCGACUGCGACCAGCGCGGCCCCACCUACACCGACAUGACGGUGGGCAGCUUCGUGUGCACCUCCUGCUCCGGCAUCCUGCGAGGUUUAAAUCCACCCCACAGGGUUAAAUCUAUCUCCAUGACCACAUUCACGCAACAGGAAAUAGAAUUUCUGCAGAAACAUGGAAAUGAAGUGUGUAAACAGAUUUGGCUAGGAUUAUUUGAUGAUCGAUCAUCAGCAAUUCCAGACUUCAGGGAUCCACAGAAAGUAAAGGAGUUUCUACAGGAAAAAUAUGAAAAGAAAAGAUGGUAUGUUCCUCCAGAACAAGCUAAGGUUGUGGCAUCAGUCCAUGCAUCUAUAUCAGGGUCCUCUGCUAGUAGUACAAGCAGCACACCUGAGGUGAAACCGCUUAAAUCUCUCUUGGGAGAAUCUGCACCAGCACUGCACUUAAAUAAAGGCACACCUAGCCAAUCCCCUGUUAUCGUUAGGUCUCAAGGACAACAGCAGCAGGAAAAGAAACAAUUUGACCUCCUCAGUGACCUUGGCUCAGAUAUCUUUGCUGCUCCUGCUCCUCAGUCAACUGCUACAGCAAAUUUUGCUAACUUUGCACAUUUCAACAGUCAUACAGCACAGAACUCUGCAAAUGCAGGUUUUGCAAACUUUGAUGCAUUUGGACAGUCUAGUGGUUCGAGUAAUUUUGGAGGUUUCCCCACAGCAAGUCAGUCUCCUUUUCAGCCCCAAAAUACAGCGUUCAGAACGCUUUCAUCUAGCUGCAGUUUUGGUGAAUUUACUUCAGCUUUCCCUCUCCAGGCUGUACACAGUGGAAGUGCUGGAUCAAUGAAUGCUAAGUUUGCUCACUUUGAUAACUUCCCCAAAUCCUCCAGUGCUGAUUUUGGAGCCUUCAAUGCUUCUCAGAGCAACACAACGGCAACUGCUGCCAGUAAAGUUGCAGUGAAUAAACCGAAUCUCCAGUCAGCAGACAAAUAUGCAGCUCUUGCUAAUUUAGAUAAUAUCUUCAGCACAGGGCAAGGUAGUGGUAGUGAGCAAGGAAGUGGCUUCGGCACUGUAGUUACAGCACCGUCAGGUCCUGCUGUGUCAGCCCCAAGUCAGCCAAGUGCAUCUUCAGACAAGUAUGCAGCUCUAGCAGAAUUAGACAGUGUGUUCAGCUCCACAGCAACCUCUAGUAAUGCAUAUACUUCCACCAGUAAUGUUAGCAGCAAUGCUUUUGGAACAGUACCAGUGGCUGCUACUGUACAGACACAGCCUGCAUCUUCAAGUGUGCCUGCUUCAUUUGGAGCAGCACCUUCCACAAAUCCAUUUGUAGCUGCUCCUGUCGUUCCAGUGGCACCUUCAACAAACCCGUUCCAGACCAAUAGUCGAGGAGCAACAGGCCUCUCGGGAGCAAUGCACUCUCACAUAUUUCCUCAGGCUCAUUUUGCGGCAACAUUUGGCACAGCAUCCAUGAGCAUGCCUGCAGGAUUUGGAACUCCUGCAUCCUACAGUCUUCCUACUAGCUUCAGUGGCAAUUUCCAGCAGCCUGCCUUCCCAACCCAGGGAGCUUUCCCACAACAGACUGCUUUUGCUCAGCAACCAAAUGGAAAAGGUCCAAAAAGAAAACUGUGCACUGGAAUAUAAUCAGGAAGGAAUGACUGUGGAACCUUUAGAAAUAACCACCCAACUCUUGCUUCCUUUUUUCUGUAACACAAAAGUAGCCACUUUGUUUUCCUAUUUAACUUUUUAUAUUAACACCAAUUAAUGCACUUGUAACUGUAACUAAUAUUAUAAAGCUGUAUCUCUGGUGGUAUUGGUUCAAUAAUAUUUGUUGGUAUCGGCUUUAGGGAGGCAGAGUAUUUGGAUUCUGAACACUUUAAAAGAUGCUGUAAUUUACUGUGCUGUUACCUUGUACGAAAUGUGUAGUAGAAAAUCACAAUGAUUUGGCCUGAUUUCUUCCUGGAAAACCAUUAAUAGGCUUGGCUUAUAGCUAUGCUUGGAAGGAUUAAGUUUUUAUUGGUAAAUGUUGAUAAACAUUGUUUUCACUGUGUGUACACAAACCGAACAGAGAUUUCAAUCAACGAUAGAAAUUUACAGAUAGGCAAAAUAAGAAAAUUGCUGCUUGAGAAUUUAUUUGAGUUAAAACCCAGUGAUUUAAGACUUUUGAAUUAGGUUUGUUACAAGUGGACUAACAUGAAUCGUGAAAACAGUUAUGAUUUGUUUUAAGCAUAUUUCAUUUGUAUAUUUUUGUUGUAUUGACAAGAGUUUUAAGGGUUUACAAAGCUUUAAUUUUUUGAAUCUCAAUAGUUCGAAGUAAUUUUUACAGCUGAAAAUUUUAAUUUGAACUUGUAUUGUUAGUGUGUUUGGCAUUUUACUUACCUUAGAUGAUGAUGAUGAUAAAUUGUUUCACUUCCAUGUUCACUCUGAUUACGUUAAAUUGAUUAGAAACUUACUAAAGUGUCAUGUACUAGAACAACAUCCGUAGCAUUUUGGCUUAGAAACAGUCAUGGGAAUUCUUCUAAAAACAUAUUUCCAUAGGAAUUGAAAGAAAAUUCAUAGUUUUUUUUAAUUUGUUUUGAAGUUUUGCAUAAAUGCAUAUUUAGAGAGGCUAAAUUAUGGACCGGAUUUGACCCAGUCCUGCUGCCUUGAUGGACAAAUUACCAAUGCCCUAAAAGGUUUAACUUGCGUCACUGUGGUGGGAGUGGGCUUAUAGGGAAUAGUCUUCUGCCUUUAAAGGCUUGGCCACCAGUAUGAAGCUACUUCUAACAUUUUUUAUCUU
Chrysemys picta bellii (western painted turtle) is the source of this 2894-nucleotide messenger RNA. RefSeq names its product ArfGAP with FG repeats 1 (gene AGFG1). Gene Ontology annotation, molecular function: GTPase activator activity. Gene Ontology annotation, biological process: intermediate filament organization; acrosome assembly; spermatid nucleus differentiation. Gene Ontology annotation, cellular component: cytoplasm; cytoplasmic vesicle; membrane. The record is from RefSeq and is a predicted model, not a curated record. NCBI's taxonomy places the organism in Eukaryota, Metazoa, Chordata, Testudines, Emydidae.